Molecule: messenger RNA, 1010 nt
Organism: Arabidopsis lyrata subsp. lyrata
Lineage: Eukaryota; Viridiplantae; Streptophyta; Magnoliopsida; Brassicales; Brassicaceae
Product: acid phosphatase 1
Exons: 3
Coding region: 65-847 (260 amino acids)
Molecular function (GO): acid phosphatase activity
Source: RefSeq, a predicted model, not a curated record
AAAAUUUCAACUUUUUUUUUUUUUUUUUGUUUUAAUUUUCUCUGAGCGUUUCUGGCAAUAUACAAUGCGGAUUUUCGUGAAUCUCCUUCUCUUCUCCUUGUGUCCUCUCGCGUUCUCGAAUGAAAACUCCAGCUCGUAUCUCAUUUCGCGACCAUUGAUCUUCGAGACCCAGCUCAAGAACAUGGACGACAAUGUCAAUCUACAUUGCACGAGCUGGAGAUUCGCGGCGGAGACAAACAAUCUCGCUCCAUGGAAAACCAUUCCAGCUGAAUGCGCCGAUUACGUUUAUCAUUACCUGAUGGGUGAAGGUUACGUCGUCGAUGUGGAGAGAGUCUCCGAAGAGGCUAAGCUCUACGCGAGCAGCUUCCAAUCUAACGCUGACGGGAAAGAUAUUUGGAUUUUCGAUAUUGAUGAGACGCUUUUGUCGAAUCUUCCUUAUUAUAUGGAACACGGUUGUGGGUUGGAAGUUUUUGAUCAUUCCAAGUUUGAUAAGUGGGUGGAGAAAGGGAUAGCACCUGCCAUAGCACCAAGCUUCAAGCUUUACCAAAAGGUUGUAGAUUUGGGGUACAAAGUUAUCUUGCUUACAGGGCGUAGAGAGAACCACCGGGUUAUCACUGUUGAAAACCUGCGCAAUGCCGGUUUCCAUAACUGGGACAAGCUUAUUCUGAGAUCGUUGGAUGAUCGGAACAAAACAGCGACCAUGUACAAGUCAGAGAAGAGGGAGGAGAUGGUGAAAGAAGGGUAUAGGAUCAGAGGCAAUUCAGGUGACCAAUGGAGUGAUUUGUUGGGCUCUGCAAUGUCAGAAAGAUCCUUCAAACUUCCAAAUCCAAUGUAUUAUAUCCCCUGAAGGGAUCAACUAGAAAGCGAAUUAAUCAGAGCAAUUCAGGUUACCAAUACGAGCAACCUACUGUUUUUGAUGUUUUGGUUGCCAUGUAAUCACUUGCUAUAAGUAUAUGUACUAAUGACUGCAUCAGCUUGAGUGUUUAAAUUUACCCUUAAAUUUAUAGCUU